This is a messenger RNA of Benincasa hispida (wax gourd), 3815 nucleotides long. Its product is annotated as DEAD/DEAH box RNA helicase family protein. Gene Ontology annotation, biological process: double-strand break repair via homologous recombination. The record is from RefSeq and is a predicted model, not a curated record. Gene Ontology annotation, molecular function: ATP binding; four-way junction helicase activity; 3'-5' DNA helicase activity. Lineage: Eukaryota; Viridiplantae; Streptophyta; Magnoliopsida; Cucurbitales; Cucurbitaceae. Gene Ontology annotation, cellular component: nucleus; chromosome; cytoplasm.
CCGGCAAAAUAGAAAACUUUCUUCACUUGUUCUGUUCUUCAGCUGCUGCUCUGAGCUCUCCCUCCAAUUCUCCGACGCCACUACACAAUAAUGGAUUCCGAUUCAGACUCAGAUUCAGAUGCUUCUCACGUCUCCGCCACUCCUCCCAGAGCUUCAAACCCGCCGUCGUCUUCAUUUACUCCCUUCACUUCAUCCUCUAAACCUAAUCGUAACUUCACCAAAGCCUCUUCACUCCCACGUACGGCCAGUUCGAAACCCCUAAAAUCCUCCUCCAGAGUUGCUAAACCACCUCCAUCACCUGAUGCGAAGCCUUCCGAGAAAGAAUCGUCUCCCGAUUGGACUCCCCUUCCGACUCUGCCGUUUCAAAUCCGACGGGCGUCUGAUCAGAGUCGCGCAAUUUCGUCCUCCGAAUCAUUGGAGAUGCUUCCAGCUGGCUUCUUCUCAAAAUCUCCUUCCUUCAUGAAAUUCCGUCGAUCCAGUCUUAAUUUUGAGACUUUCGAGGAUAAUCGGACUUUGUCGGAGCCGAUUCAGCCGAACAAUGCUGAAACUGAAAUCGCUGGUUGUUCAACUGCUGGUUGGGGGAUAAAAGAUGAAUUUAUAAGUCCCCGGAAUCCAGUGAAACCUGUUAGGAAACAUCCUAACUUGAUUGGAGCCCAAGUUUCUGUUCCGCCGAUCAAAGUGCGCAAAUGUGGAGGUGAAGGCAACUUUGUGAAACUUAACAUGAAUGGUAGGAAACGGAAAUUUGUUAAGAAAUUCACCCGGAGAAAGUAUGGCGAGCGGAAUAGUUACCGGCCCCAUCGAAAGACUAAGACGAACCUAAAAACUGAAGAUUGUGACGAGGCGGCUAGUUUCUGCGAUGAGGAUGGUUUGGUUACGGAAACAACGCAACAUCCUCAGAAGCAGGGCAAUGGAGGUGCGAAAUUUGAUCCGAUUACCAUUGAAGAGACUAUAUCCAAUGUGCGAAAUGAUCCAUCUGAGGAUAACUUGGUGCAGUUGUUGAAGUUAGCUUAUGGAUACAAUUCUUUCCAAGAUGGGCAGUUAGAGGCGAUCAAAAUGGUGCUGGCCGGGAAAUCAACGAUGGUCGUUUUGCCCACCGGUGCUGGUAAAUCAAUUUGUUAUCAAAUACCGGCAAUGAUUCUACCUGGGAUAACCGUUGUUGUUAGUCCUUUGGUGGCAUUAAUGAUAGAUCAGAUAAAACAAUUGCCACCUGUAAUUCAGGGUGGCUUCUUAUGCAGCAGUCAGAGACCUGAAGAAGUAGCUGAAACAGUGAGGCUGCUCAUCCAAGGGACGAUGAAGGUGCUCUUUGUUUCACCUGAAAGGUUUCAGAACACAGAUUUUCUGUCAAUAUUCUCUAGCAGCUUAGUGGUAUCGCUUCUUGUGGUGGAUGAAGCUCACUGCAUAUCUGAAUGGUCUCACAACUUUCGACCUUCAUAUAUGAGGCUUAGAGCAUCUUUACUUCGAGCUGAACUCAAUGUUAACUGCAUUCUUGCAAUGACUGCAACGGCAACUACUUCAACUAUGCAAGCAAUUAUGACUGCAUUAGAAAUUCCUCCAGACAAUCUCAUUCUAAGAACUACAGUAAGGACAAAUCUACAAUUGUCAGUAUCAAUGAGUACAAACAGAGUAAAAGAUCUACUGAGGCUAAUCAAGUCUUCUCCCAUAACUGAAGUUCAGAGCAUUAUUAUCUACUGCAAGUUUCAGGCAGAAACUGAUUUGGUAAGCAGAUACUUGUGUGAUAAUGGCAUCUCCGCAAAGAGUUAUCACAGUGGUCUUCUUGCUAAAGAUCGCAAACGCAUACAAGAGAAUUUUUGUUCAAACAAGAUUAGAGUGGUUGUUGCAACUGUGGCUUUUGGCAUGGGACUUGACAAGAGGGACGUUGGCGCUGUAAUCCACUAUAGCAUGCCGGAAAGCUUGGAAGAGUAUGUUCAAGAGAUAGGGCGUGCUGGCCGGGAUGGUAGAUUAUCCUACUGUCAUCUAUUUCUUGACAAUGAUACAUAUUUCAAGCUUCGAAGUCUUAUGCACAGUGAUGGAGUCGAUGAAUACAACAUAAACAAAUUCCUCAGUGAAGUAUUCUCUAAUAACAACAGUUCGUGUGAAAAAGUAUAUUCGAUAGUCAAAGAACCUGCAUCACGAAAAUUUGAUAUGAAAGAUGAGGUGAUGAUUACUAUUCUAACAUACUUGGAACUGGGGGAAACGCCAUAUUUGCGCCUACUUUCUCAGUUAAAUGUGACGUGCACUUUGAAUUUUCAUAAGACUUCACCAGCGAUGCUUGCUGACAAAGAUAUCAUUGUGGCAGAAAUUUUGAAGAAGUCUGAAACUAAGCAAGGGCAGCAUGUUUUUGACAUGCUCACGGUGGUCAAUAGUAUUGGGAUUUCAGCUACCAGUCUCUCAAAUCAUUUGCAAAAUCUCAAGUUGAAGGGAGAAGUAACAUACGAGAUGAAGGAUCUGGCCUACUGUUAUACAAUUUUGAAAAACCCUGAAGAUUUUUGUUCUCUGUCAGCGCAUCUUAGAAAAUGGUUGUCUGAGAUCCAGACUAGUAAGGUUAGGAAACUGGAUGCCAUGUUUGAUGCGGUGACUUCUGCUAUGAAUUUGUGUGGAAAGAAGACUCAAGGCUGCUGUAACUUCGAGCAGACACCAUUUUUAGAAGAAAAGAUUUGUUCUUAUUUUCAGGAGGGUGAUACUUGUGAUAUUCCAAAUAAAAUGAACCAGAGCAGCCCAUUCCUCCGAGCAGAUAUAAAAGUCUUUCUGCAGAGCAACUCACAGGCUAAAUUCACUCCUAGAGCCGUUGCAAGGAUUAUGCAUGGCAUUGGAAGCCCAGCUUAUCCUUCCACAAUUUGGUCAAGAACUCAUUUUUGGGGUAGGUAUACGCAUAUCAAUUUCCAGGCAGUAAUGGAAGCAGCGAUGAUUGAGCUCGUGAACAUUGUCGGAAAGGACACUGCAUCCUAGCUAUUUAUGAUAUUGAAAUACCUUGAAUCUGUUAUCUGGUACUUGGAACGACCUAGUAAGUGAAAUUCGUAUUUGACAUUAUUUAAUUAUUUAUGGUUAUUUACGGUUAUAGCCCUAGGAUUUAGAAAAGUGUAUAAUAUCAAUUCUCUAACCUUAGAGGUGCUAUUUGUUAUGUAAUUUUGUAUUCUCUCUCUGCUCCGUGGAUGUAGCUAAUAUACUAUUAGUGAAUCACGUAAAUCUGUGUGUCGAUUAUCUAUUCUUUUUACGUUUUCUGUAAUCUUUAAUUAUCGAUUUCGUAACUUGUGUACAAAUGAACCUGUUUCAAAACUGUUCUUGAGCAUCUAGAUCCAAAUGCUAUGGGGUUGCUGAUUCAAAAUUUCGUCAUCGGUCUACCAUUGCCAUAAUUGACCUGCAACUUGUGGUUAACAAGGUAGCAAACAAAUGAUUCAUUUCAUUUUGCUCUCCACUGAGCCUAAUUGUUAUUAAUACGACGACUUUUAGAAGGUAGAACAACGGAGUCAGUGAGUUACUGAUCAGAGACCUUUUAUAUAUCUUUGUCUAUCAACAUUUGUUGCAAUCUCUGUUCUAUCACUUAUGAAUUAAUUGGUCUUUGCAGGAGAACGAACAUAUUCAUGUACAAGAGAUGGACGUGGAGCAUGGUUGUUCUUUUGUAUAUUCAAUACGAGGGAAUAAAAGUUGGACAUAUUCACAAUUUCACAUAGUGAAGUUUUGUUUUUUUGUUUUUUUUUUGUUUUUUUUUUUUUGAAACAUUUGAGAAAAUGCAAUUAAAAAAAUGUUCUGUUAACUCCUACAGAACGAUGAGAGAAAUCAUCUUUUUAGUAUUCAAUUUUUUUUUUUAUUUAUUCUUU